GACCGUGCGGUCGGCGCCACUGGUGACGCGUACCAUGUGGCGGACGGCCGCCGCGCUGCUGCUGCUGCUGGCCGCGCCGGCGGCCGGCGUGCGCCACAUCCGCAUCCUGCAGCCCGUCCGCAAGAUGCGUAGCUCGCUUCUUUGGUUGCGGCACGAGGACGCCGCGCUGUCGGGGCGUCGGUCGCCCCGCGCGCUGGCACUGCGACCGGUGUUGCGCGGCCGGACGGCGCUGCGCGGCCCCGGCGGCUGGACGCUGGGCCGCGCCGCUCUUACCGUCUCCACGGCGCCGGACCGCUCGUCCGAUGCCGAUGCCGGGUGGCUGAGGCCGCGUGCACCGGCGGCCGCCUGGAUACGGCCGCCGCUCCGCCGCACUCGUCACCCGCAGCCGCUCCGACGACCCCAUCACCGGCCGCUGUGGCUGCCCAGCCGGCCGCCGCUGCGACUCAAGCCGGCGGACAUCUGGAGUAGUCACGCGUUCCAGCCGUUACCGGAGGAGCUGACGGAGAAAGAUACAGCAAAAGCGGGACGGCUGUUCAAACGAGCUUUCUCAGGAAACAAACACAGAGGGCCCGUGAUCCGCGUCUCGCUGAGGCGGAACGACACGGACAGUCGCAAGCUGGAGCGGAUCUCGAGGUUGACACAACGGGACCGGGCGAGGUCGCAGCGCGUGAAAGGUGGACGUGACCCCCGCUUAAGCCGAAUCCGUCAGCGGCAGGACACCGCCGCCGACACCGUGCGCGACACGGGCAGCAGCGAGAAGAAACGCGACGUCCGGGUCCGCGUCAACUUCGGUGAGCGGGGCGGCCGCCGAUUGGUCCGGCCGGCGAUGACGUCACAGUCCGGGGAGGCGAUGUCGGACGGCGCGUUCGGGCUCAGUGGGCGGUGUGACAUCAUUCAUUUUGAAUGAGGCACGACCGAUGUGACAUUAUUC
Messenger RNA from Pollicipes pollicipes, 931 nucleotides. RefSeq lists its product as uncharacterized. NCBI's taxonomy places the organism in Eukaryota, Metazoa, Arthropoda, Thecostraca, Pollicipedomorpha, Pollicipedidae. The record is from RefSeq and is a predicted model, not a curated record. The transcript has 3 exons. Bases 35 to 907 code for a protein of 290 amino acids.